Messenger RNA from Suhomyces tanzawaensis NRRL Y-17324, 3012 nucleotides. RefSeq names its product chitin synthase (gene CHS1). The record is from RefSeq and is a predicted model, not a curated record. Gene Ontology annotation, molecular function: chitin synthase activity. The coding region runs from base 1 to 3012 and encodes 1003 amino acids. Lineage: Eukaryota; Fungi; Ascomycota; Pichiomycetes; Serinales; Debaryomycetaceae. The transcript has a single exon. Gene Ontology annotation, cellular component: cell septum; cell periphery.
AUGAAUCCAUUCGAUGAGUCUGAAGACUCGCCCUUUAAAGAGACGCACCCUAUGCUACCCAAUGCAGCAUUUACCAGUGACAGGACAUCUCCUCGCAGGUUUCACAAUAUAGAAAGUUACGAGGAUGAAGCUGACCAGAACGACUUCAUUGCUUUUCCUCAAUCAAUGCAAAACAAUCAAAGACAGUCUCCUAAUAUUUUCACUAGAAGUGCCGCCCGUGUGAAGCCUUCGGUUGCAAGAACACCUCUUGAGAAUACCCCCAAUCUUCAAUACGGCAAUGGAACUGCCAGAGCACAUUUCACUACUAGAGAGUCACCCAAGCGCCAAAAGAAGACUGAAAUUACAAUUGAUGAUGAGUAUGAUGGUAGUUCAAGCUUGGAUGGAUCACCCGGACGUUCAAACUUUGGAGGCAGCUCCACCAGAAGUGGAAGGUUUCUUGAACCACCUCAACCAAUAUUUUCCCCAGAAACAUUUGCGGAGGCAAAUACUCACGAUGACCAGGACACCAUUACCGACGAAAAACGGGAUAGCUAUGACUAUGACUCGUAUGAAAAGGCCCGUGAGAUUGAAGAAAGAUCAAUGUACUCUGAAUCAACCGCGUACAGUGGAUCAUCUUAUGUUUCGGAAAUACCAAAUCAUGAGAGUCAAUAUUUCAGUGAGUCCAUUGAUGGCAACAUCAUGAACAACAUCAGCAACGGCUAUCAACCAAAAAGGGAGAAAACUAUUUCAAAACGUAAAGUGAGAUUGGUUGGUGGUAAGACCGGAAAUCUUGUUUUAGAGAAUCCAGUGCCAGAAGAAUUAAGAAAAGUAUUAAGUAGGACUGAAUCGCCCUUCGGUGAAUUUACACAUAUGACAUACACUGCAUGCACUUCGGAGCCAGAUGACUUUGUCAAAGACGGCUUCAACUUGAGAAGUGGAAAAUAUGGAAGGGAAACCGAAAUUGUUAUUUGCAUCACUAUGUAUAACGAAGAUGAAUAUGCAUUUGCUAGAACAAUGCAUGGUGUUAUGAAAAACGUGGCUCAUUUGUGCUCAAGGCACAAGUCAUCCAAAUGGGGUAAAGACUCAUGGAAGAAAAUUCAAGUGGUAAUCGUUGCUGACGGUAGAAAUAAAGUUAAUGAAUCGGUUUUACAAUUAUUGACAGCUACAGGAUGUUACCAAGAUAACUUAGCCAGACCAUACGUGAACAAUAAAAGCGUGAAAGCUCAUCUUUUUGAAUACACCACACAGAUAUCAAUUGAUGAAAACCUCAAGUUUAAAGGUGAUGAAAAAAACUUGGCUCCUGUUCAAGUGUUGUUUUGCUUGAAGGAACAAAACCAGAAAAAGAUCAAUUCCCAUAGAUGGCUUUUCAAUGCAUUCUGUCCAAUUUUAGAUCCCAACGUCGUGGUUUUGUUGGAUGUUGGUACCAAACCAGAUAACCAUGCGAUUUAUAACUUAUGGAAAGCUUUUGAUCGCGAUUCUAACGUUGCGGGUGCAGCGGGAGAAAUUAAGGCUAUGAAGGGAAAAGGUUGGAUAAAUUUGACUAACCCUUUAGUCGCCUCUCAAAACUUCGAAUAUAAAAUGUCUAACAUUUUAGAUAAACCAACAGAGUCAUUAUUUGGUUACAUUUCCGUGUUACCGGGUGCAUUGUCAGCGUACAGGUAUAUUGCGUUGAAAAAUCAUGAUGAUGGUACUGGACCAUUGGCAUCCUAUUUUAAAGGUGAAGAUUUGUUGCGGGAUGGACAAGAUAAGCAGAACAACAAAUCAAACUUCUUCGAAGCUAACAUGUACUUAGCCGAAGAUCGUAUCUUGUGUUGGGAACUAGUGGCCAAGAAGGAUGAAAACUGGGUUUUAAAAUUUGUGAAACUGGCAACAGGUGAAACAGAUGUUCCUGAAACUAUAGCCGAAUUUCUCUCCCAGAGAAGACGUUGGAUCAAUGGUGCAUUUUUCGCUGCAUUAUACUCAUUGCGCCACUCAAACAGAAUUUGGAAGACUGAUCACUCAUUUGUAAGAAAAUUCUUCUUGCACGUCGAAUUCGUAUACCAAUUCAUCAAUUUGGUCUUCUCAUUCUUCUCCUUGAGUAAUUUCUAUCUUACAUUCUACUUUUUAACUGGUUCCUUAAUCCACAACAAACACAUGGGUCAUAAUGGUGGGUUUUGGGUUUUCACAAUUUUCAACUACCUUUGCAUUUGUGUGUUGACUUCCUUAUUCGUUGUUUCCAUUGGUAACAGACCACAAGCGUCGACUUUGAUCUUCAAAACAUUAAUAAUCAUCUUGACGAUCUGUGCAUUAUAUGCCUUAAUUGUCGGGUUCUAUUUUGUUUUCAGUACUCUUGAGAACUUCGGUCUUGGUGAAUCCUCAACGUACGUCAUGGUAAGCAUUGUUGUUUCUUUAUUGGCAACCUACGGAUUGUACGCCUUGAUGUCAAUCUUGUACUUAGACCCUUGGCACAUGUUGACUUGCUCCGCGCAGUAUUUCUUGAUGAUUCCCUCGUACACCUGUACAUUACAGAUUUUUGCAUUCUGUAACACUCACGAUGUUUCAUGGGGAACCAAAGGUGAUAACAAUCCAAAAGAGGACAAGAGCAACCAAUAUAUCAUUCAAAAGAAUGAUAAAGGCGAGUUCGAAGCAGUGGUGGUAGAUGUUAACGUGGAUGAGUUAUACUUGGAAACUUUAUACAAUAUCAGAGCUAAAAGAUCCAGCAAAAAGGUUUCAUCCAAUGAGACAAAAUCUACCCCAAUGGAUGGAGAAGAUUACGCCAAAGAUGUCCGUACGAGAGUUGUCUUGUUAUGGCUCCUUGCAAACUUGGUGUUUAUUUUGACCAUGUUACAAGUGUAUGAACCUGGGGAAACGAAGCAGAAUGCUUACCUUGCGUUCAUUUUGUGGACGGUGGCACUCUUAUCUCUCUUCAGGGCAAUUGGCUCAUUUGGUUACCUUAUUCAAAACUCAGCGAGAUUUUUUGUUGAAGCAAAGAGCAAAUGGAGCCAUAAAAGAGGUCAAGGUUAUUCUUUGCCCGGAACCAACGCAUUAAACUAA